CCCAAAGCACCGCUCAGCCAGGCACUCGACGCUCCCUCCGGAGGAAAUGGCCCUGCCUCUCCUUACCUUAAGGUAGUCUACGUCCCGAUGCAUGCCUCGCUGCCCACAGCCUGCCAUCCGCGCGAUCGACAGCAAGCCCCCUUCUCGAACACGCACGUCCGCACGCAGCCCAGCCAUCGGAGACCAGACCAGACCAGACACCAACCCGGUCAGCCAGUCAGUCAGCUACUCAGUCAGCUACUCAGUCAGUCAAUCUUGCCGGUUGCACAGCGCGUGACCGUCCAUGGGCAGCCACGCAAACACACCUCCUCCCUCCCCCUGCCCUUUCUCUCCGCUUCUCUUCCAGCUCGCUCGGCUCGCCAGGCCAGGGCUCAGGCACCACGCAUCGUCGAUGGUCCAUCUCCCGCGCCGCCGAUCCUUCCUCCUCGUCCUCAAAAUCAUGAUGGGAACCUGAUUUUCUCCAUGCCCUGCCGUCUCGACAACUCGGCACCGUCUCCAUGCCAUUUCCAAACAACUCGAUCCCCCCGCUUCCCUUCCCUUCAUGUCUUCCUCUCUCUUCUGUUCCCCCCUCUAACAACCCCCCCCCCAUUCUCCUCCGUGUGGCGGCAGCUUUCUCGUGUACUGUAUUUUUUUCUUUUCGCAAACCAGUACCUUAAGUACGCUAGCUAUAUCUCCUGUGACGGCCUUGACAUAUGACUGCCCUGUGGUCGCCACUGGUCUCUCUUCUGCUAGCUGGACCACCAGGCACCAGGCACUUGCCCCUAGUUAAGAUACUUAAGGCUUGUGAACAUAUCCAUCAGGUCAACGCGGGCACAGUCUGUCCCCAUGAAGUCAUUACAGACUCCAGCAGGAGGACUAUUGAAGAGGGGGGCAAAAGGCAUCACGUUUUUAUUUUUCGGCUCCAAAAUCGACAAAGUAAUUGGCAUGCACGAAUCCAAAAGUCCCAUUGGGGUG
Molecule: messenger RNA, 954 nt
Organism: Microdochium trichocladiopsis
Lineage: Eukaryota; Fungi; Ascomycota; Sordariomycetes; Xylariales; Microdochiaceae
Exons: 1
Source: RefSeq, a predicted model, not a curated record